Molecule: messenger RNA, 807 nt
Organism: Alternaria arborescens
Lineage: Eukaryota; Fungi; Ascomycota; Dothideomycetes; Pleosporales; Pleosporaceae
Exons: 3
Coding region: 1-807 (268 amino acids)
Cellular component (GO): mitochondrion
Molecular function (GO): zinc ion binding; oxidoreductase activity
Source: RefSeq, a predicted model, not a curated record
AUGAAGGCGAUCCACAUCGAGAAGUUCGUUUCUAAUGUCGCAGACCUACAACCAUCUACCCUCCUACCCUCAACACCCAAAUCACACCGAGAUGUCCAUAUAAAAAUCAGCCACGCCGCGGUAACACAUGUCGACCUCCUCUAUGCACAGGGUCUGCAUCAAAACAACCGCAGACAUGUCCAACCACCCUUCACCCUAGGCACAGAGUUCUCGGGCGUCGUGACCCAUAGCCCAGAAGAUUGUUCAUUCAAACCCGGCGAUCGUGUCUUUGGCGGAGGUCUAGGCGCCUAUGCGGAACAGAUAUGUGUCCCUGAAGAUGCCGUUCGUCGUGUCCCAUCUCAGUGGACGAAUGCCGAAGCAUGUGCAGUAGGCGCAAGUGGUGCGGUCAGCUAUGGUGCUUUACUCUCCGUUGCGCAACUUCAAGCUGGAGAGACGGUACUUGUACUUGGUGCCAGUGGUGGACUAGGUGUCAUGGCUGUGCAGAUUGCAAAGGCUAUUGGUUGCAAGGUCAUUGCUGUCGUUGGCGGAUCUGAAAAAGCUGGGGUGGUUAAGGGGAUCGGUGCGGAUGUUAUUGUGGACUAUGGAGACGAGGGGUGGGAAAACAGGGUUAGGGAGGCGACUAACGGUGGAGAGGGGGUGGAUGUUGUGUAUGAUGGGAUUGGGGCUGUGGAGAGUGGGAUCAAGUGCCUGAAGUAUCGGGGACGAUUGGUUGUGGUAGGAUUCGCAGCCAGGAAUGGGAGCAUUGAAAAUGUAAGGACCAAUCGAAUUCUGCUCAAGGGGGUUGCAGUACUUGGUUAUCGGUUUUGA